AUGCCGUGCCCAUUAAAAUGUCACGGAGGUCCUGGCUACGCAUCCCCUGCGGAUGCCAUUAAAGGUCCCAGAGAAGAAGUUCUAUUUGUGACCGCUCCACACGCCCGAGAUGGACCUGAUGCCAUAUUUACGGUAAAUGUGAAUCCGGAGAGUGAGACGUUUUGUCAGAUAAUCAGUCGAGUGGAUGUUCCAAACAUUGGAGACGAAGUUCAUCAUACUGGCUGGAACGCUUGCUCAUCCUGUCAUGAUAAACCGACUGAGAAGAGAUCCCACCUAAUCGUUCCCUGCCUCAACUCCGAUCGUAUCUACGUCAUCAACGUUGAAAACGAACGCGAAAUCUACCUCCAACACACAAUUGAACCAUCGAAACUCCACGCUCUCAACCUCUCCUUCCCCCAUACUUCUCACUGUUUGGCCGAUGGAAAUAUUAUGAUAAGUACCCUUGGAGAAGCCGAUGGAUCCCCAUCUGGAAAUUUCUUACUCCUGGAUGGCAAAACUUUUGAACCAAAAGGAACAUGGCCAGCGGAUGGGAAGGUUGUUCCGUUUAAUUAUGAUUUUUGGUAUCAGCCGAGACGAAAUAUCAUGAUUUCGACGGAAUGGGGAUCGCCGAAUCAUAUCAAGAAGGGGUUUAAUCCGGCUCACGUGCCAGAAGGUCUCUAUGGAAACAGUGUGCAUAUCUUUGAAUGGGAUACCAAGAAGCACCUCCAAACCAUUGACUUGCCAAUGCCACGUGGUGCAUUGCCUCUGGAAGUUCGAUUCCUUCAUGAGCCAACCAGUGAGCACGCGUUUGUUGGUUGUGCAUUGGGCUCGGCGAUUUUCAGAAUUCAUCCGGAUGAGAAGAACCCAAAAGUCCAAACUGCCAGCCUUGUCGCCACUAUCCCGUCGAAAAAAGUCGAAAACUGGGCACUACCCGAUAUGCCAGCCCUUAUCACUGAUAUCCUAAUCUCCAUGGAUGACAGAUUCCUUUAUGUGUCCUGUUGGCUUCAUGGUGAUAUUCGACAAUACGACAUUUCGGAUCCAAAAAACCCUAAGCUCAAUUCUCAAGUCUUUAUUGGAGGAAGUAUUCAUUCAGAGACAACUGUGAAGGUCCUGGAAGAAGAUCAUGAUGAGAUUCCAGCCCUUUACGUCAAGGGUCGACAAAUCGAGGGUGGUCCACAGAUGCUGCAGUUGUCUCUAGAUGGGAAGAGGUUGUACGUGUCGACGUCGUUGUAUAAAAAGUGGGAUGAUCAGUUCUAUCCGGAGAAUGUGAGAUCCGGCGCCACAAUGCUCCAAAUUGACGUUGAUCCGAUUACGGGACACAUGGUAAUCAAUAAAAAUUUCCUCAUCGAUUUUGGAAAAGUCCCCGGCGGCCCAUAUUUGGCUCAUGAGAUGCGUUAUCCAGGAGGAGAUUGUACUUCCGAUAUUUGGAUUUAA
Caenorhabditis briggsae is the source of this 1413-nucleotide messenger RNA. The coding region runs from base 1 to 1413 and encodes 470 amino acids. Gene Ontology annotation, molecular function: protein binding; selenium binding. The transcript has 6 exons. Lineage: Eukaryota; Metazoa; Nematoda; Chromadorea; Rhabditida; Rhabditidae. The record is from RefSeq and is a predicted model, not a curated record.